AGUGGAGCUUCAACGACGUCGUACCUUUCAAUCUAAUUGCGGGGGUUCAUAAAAAAAGGCAAACCAAGAAGGCAACCACUCGAUUCGCGAAGCUCAGCUGGGCUUUUGCUCUUUUUUCUGCAUUCUGCAAACGAAGGCUACAACAACAACCAAAGCAACAAUGACAACAAUUACUUGAGCUCCUAACGAAGUCGUAGUGUGUUAUAUUGCAGGGUUUGCAUACAAGUUACAGGUGAUUUGCUCCCAGGUCUAUGAGCCAGUAUCUGUAUCUACAAAACCAGAGGCCUCAAAAUAAAAUCACCACUCAUCAAGCAGCAGUUUAAUCAUCUCUUUAGAUCCCCAUACACUUUCUUUCUACUUCCUUCCAUUACCAGAUUGUAUCAAUGAUAGAUUUGUUUUCCUCUUAUCCCUUGCUGUUCUCCUCUGCCAUUUGCCCGAGCUCUCAGAUUGUUCACUGGGUAACCUUUAAACAUCCUGGUUUACUUUAUGAAUAGUUAGAACAGUCUUGAGUGUUUUCUUACUGCCUCUACUGCUGUGGGAAGCAAAAUUCUUUCAUUCUUUGUUUAUCUUCUUCUAUUUCUCCAUUAUCUUAUUUCCCUUUGUAACGUCAAAAUCAAUUCACAAGUUUAUGCUUUUCUGUGUCAUUUUAUCAACCACCUUAACCUAUAUGAAUUAUUAUCUAAUUCUUCACAUUCAUUGAUACCCUUGAUGUAUUAUCAUUCAUUUAUGCCAGUUUCUUUUUAGAUAUGCAAAUUGAGGGAUUGUCCCUAGUUAAAUAUAUCAAAAUAGCCCAAUUCAUAAAUUUAUGAAACACGUUUUUGUAUUUUGAUAUUUCACUUUGCUAAUGGGGACCUAUGCUUGUAACAUGCUAAUUUAUCCCAAGUCAACUUACCCAUUAAUCAAUAAUAUUAGGAAAACCUUUUACUUUCCCUUGCGAAGCUGUACUUUCCAAACACCCAGAGAAUUUAGUUUCAGUAAAGUACAUUGUCAAUUGGGUGCUUCCAAUGUGGAAGACACUGGAAAACCAGAGAAUAAAGUAGAGAAACCGAGGUAUAAGUGGGUAGAGAUAGGUACUAACAUCACAGAAGCCCAAAAGAAGGCCAUAGCUCAACUUCCUCCUACAAUGACCAAACGAUGUAUGGCCAUUAUGAAGCAGAUUAUCUGCUUAUCUCCUCAAAAAGGCAGUUUGUCUGAUUUGUUGGCAGCUUGGGUGAGGAGUAUGAAGCCUGAUAGAGCUGACUGGCUUGCAGUUCUUAAAGAGUUGAAGAAAAUGGAUUAUCAGCUUUAUCUUCAGGUGGCAGAACUUGCCUUCUUAGAAGAAUCUUUUGAAGCCAGUGUUCGUGACUAUACCAAAAUAAUACAUGAUUACGGGAAGCAGAACCAACUUCAAGAUGCUGAAAAGAUCCUCUUAGCCAUGAAAAGUAAAGGUGUCGUCUGUGAUCAGGUAACUUUAACUGCCAUGAUUCACAUGUACAGCAAAGCUGGGAAUCUUAAGCUGGCUGAAGAAACUUUUGAAGAACUCAAGCUGAUUGGAGAAACUUUGGAUAAAAGAUCAUAUGGCUCAAUGAUCAUGGCCUACAUCCGAGCUGGAAUGCCCAAGCAAGGAGAGACUUUACUUAGAGAAAUGGACGCCCAAGAAAUAUAUGCAGGAAGGGAAGUUUACAAGGCAUUGUUAAGAGCAUACUCCAUGACAGGUGAUUCUGAAGGAGCUCAGAGAGUCUUUGAUGCAAUUCAGUGUGCUGGUAUACCUCCUGAUGUUAAGCUGUGUGGGCUUCUUAUAAAUGCAUAUGGAAUGGCAGGUCAAAGUCAAAAGGCAGGUCUUGCAUUUGAAAAUAUGAGGAAGGCUGGUCUUGAACCAAGUGAUAAGUGUGUGGCUUUGGUGUUGGCUGCUUAUGAAAAGGAGAACAAGCUUAACAAGGCAUUGGAAUUUCUGGUAAAUUUAGAGAAGGGUGGUAUUAUUGUUGGAAAAGAAGCUUCAGAAAUAUUGGCCAGGUGGUUUCGGAGAAUAGGGGUAGUAGAAGAAGUGGAGCUUGUCUUGAGAGAAUAUGCUGUAGGUGAAGCAAAUUUCAAAGUUCCCUCCUCACCCUUGGCAUUUGCCCAUUCAGAGCCUAAUUGAUCACUUAAUAGCCUAUCCCUAAUGUGCAAACUUUUGUAGAGUACAAUAUGGAAUUAUUGCUUGAAUUAGAUAAAUACUUCUACCAUGAUUUAUAUAUUAGCAAUUUGUUUUCUA
This is a messenger RNA of Quercus robur (English oak), 2230 nucleotides long. Its product is annotated as pentatricopeptide repeat-containing protein At1g01970. The transcript is spliced from 3 exons. The record is from RefSeq and is a predicted model, not a curated record. Gene Ontology annotation, molecular function: protein binding. The coding region runs from base 845 to 2116 and encodes 423 amino acids. NCBI's taxonomy places the organism in Eukaryota, Viridiplantae, Streptophyta, Magnoliopsida, Fagales, Fagaceae.